GCAGAUCUCCGGCGAACCCUAGGUCCUGAUGGCCCGCGGGGAGACCCAGGUCCUGGACGACGGAGGGACGCCGCCGCUGGGGUCUCCGGUUGUCUCCGGCGAUACAACGCGGAGCGAGGGCGGAGGCGACGACGACGACGGCAUGUUGUACGGCGAUACACAGGCACUGGACGACGACGAUGAGACCCAGGCAGUUGAUGAUGAGUUUGAGGAGCAGGAGGAGGAGGCGGCGGCUGGCGAGACGCAGUUGAUCGAGGAUUCAGAGGAGGAAGGUGUUGAUGUCGCCGGGCAGACGCAGGCGGUAGAGGUGGAGGAAGAUGAAGACGGCGGCAGCACGGAGGAUGAAGCCGGUGGAGGUAACAAGACCCAGUUGCUUGAAGAAUGCGAGGCGGAGGGUGGAGGGAACAAGACCCAGUUGGUUCAGGAAUGUCAGGAAGAGGAGAGAGUGAAUGACAGCGGUGACGAGGCCGAUGCCAUCGAUUGGGGGAUGACCCAGCGGGUUGAAGACACUGAUGAAGAGGUAGGCGACGAUGGCGACGAUGAGUUGAGCGAGGGCACUCAGGUGCAGAGCGACGAUGAGGGCCUGCAGAAUGAUGAGAGGGAUGUGGAGGAGCACGAUGAUGUGGCAGAUUCCGAUGCUUCCACGGAUGAAGAGGGUGGCACAGCUCGUGAAGCAUUUACGAUUAAAAGUUUGGAACAAGGAAAAAGGCAACCUAUGGCCAAUGGAACAUUUCCCCUGACAGAAAUUGUAGAAAACUCUACCUCAUGUGGUACAUCCUUAGGUGGUUGCCCUGAUCGUGGGAUUGAUGAUGGAUCUUAUGGUUAUGUACAGAGCCAUGGCAAAGAUGGGAGUAAAAGCAAAGGCAGGUGCCCAACGGCAAAGAAGCUUUUUGCUGACACAGCAACGGAACAGAGUGAAAGCAAGAGCAGGCGUUUUUCUGGACUAAGCUAUCUCAACUCACAGGAGCCUGGUGAUCUAUCUCAAGCGAAUGCUUUGGAAGUUGUGGAGGGGCUGAUCUCAAUUAAUGGUGGCCUAUCGUCUCAAGAACCGACGCCAAAGAAAUUAGGAAAGGCAAAGCCACCUGUUUCAAUAAAGAUGGGAACUUUACAACUGGCUGAGAAGGUUGACCGCUGUAGAAGUUCCAACGGAAAGCCAGAAAUCUUUGCUUGGGUGGAUAGUCAGGAGGAUGAUGGCGGAGGUGAGUUUUUCAGUAAAAACAAGGAUGUCUUGUUGCACCAAUCAACCGGUAAACGGAAAUCAAAAAUUCCCAGGCCAAAGAAGUGCUCCACAAAAAUUGCUCCUGUUGACACUAAAAAAAGGGAAUACAAAAGCAGAACGGAUUCCAAUGUUCGUGGGAAAAUUGAAACUUUACCUUCAUCUGAUUCGAGACUACUCGAAAGUGAGGUCAAGAGUAAGCGGACUUCUGGAAAAAGGAGUAAGAAAAAUCUUUUGAACGACUUGGGCUGUCUAUCAAAUGCCAAACCUGUCGAAAGACAGCAGGAAAAGGUCAGUGUGAAUUUGCAUGAUGUUGGUCAGGAUACUCAAAUGGCUGUCUUAGCUAUAGAAGCACUGGCACAAAGUUCACCUGCUGAAAACUUAUCAGCUGAAGAUGAACUUCCAGUGAACAGAGACCUGAGAGUUGGAUCUAGAGCAGAAAAAAGUCAAUCAAAGAAUGGCCCUCCACGAAAGAGAACUAGCAGCAUCCAGGAAGGUGUCAUGACACGUUCAAAAAGAAUAAAAGUAACUGAGUUGAACCAAAAGCCUCAGAAAAAAAGACAGAGAGGAAUACAGUCGCAAGAAAAUUUGGAAGAUUGUGGAACAAAGACGAAAAAUAAGCAGGCAAAGUCAGUACAAGAGAAGAAUAAAAUUGCAAAGAUAGUUGAUGGAAAUAAGUAUGCCAGUACACCUAUUGCUCAUCGCACAAGGCACACUGGGAGAAAUAGUCUCUUUGAGUAUUCUGAGUUAGGUCCUAAUAAGCACUUGAAGAAGGGCAUGAAUUUGACAGGUGACAACUCCACGACUGGAGAAGUAAGAAACAAUCAUACUGCACAUGAACCUGAGAGACCGAUGCUUAGUGAAAGAACAGGAUAUGGUUCCGGUUCUGUUGUAAAAGAAAGCACAAAGCAUACAUGUGCAAAUCAAGCUCAGAAUCUUCAGCAAAAUAACGGUGCAAGCAUACAGCAUACCAGUGCAAAUGUUUCUGAGAACCUUGAAUCAUUCAGAGAUGAACCAGCAACUCAUGUCUCUCGCAGAGAACCCUCCUCUCACCCCAAACAGAGAAGAACACCUAGAGCAAAGCUACAGGCAAAGGCUCCUGCAGUUACCCAAACGGCUACAGAUCAUGAAAUACAGCCAGAAGUGGUAAGGUCACCCAGGAAAAGACGGGUGUUCAUUAAGAGAUCUGAAUUACUGACGUAUGCAAGGAGGGAGCCCUCCAAGGGAUCAAUGUCUAUGCUGUCUAGUAUUAUCCCACAAUCAUCAGCUGUUUCCCCUAUACUUAAUUCUUCUAAGGGAGUUAACAACAAGAGUUCUGGUUUUGGUAGCUCUGAUCAGCGACAAAAGGAACCAUCCGGUGUAAGGGAUGCAAGCAACUCACCAGAGAGUAACUCUCCAGUUCCGAACAGUGUCCUGAAAACACCUUCUAAAAUGGUAAAUAAACUGUCGCCAACUUUCAGUCCUCUGAAUCCAUCAAAAGCUUCAAGGAGCUUGUCAAAACCCUCUAUUGCCAGAGAGCUGCUGGAGUUAGAUCCUGAAAAUACUCUAUCAAGUCGACAUCGAAAAGAUUCUAGGAGGAAAGAUAUGGCCAGUGCCAGUAUUUUAUUCAGCCAUCAUUUGGAUGAGGAUGUGAUCAAGCGUCAGAAGAAGAUCUUGGCACGCUUAGGAGUCCGUGAAGCAUUUUCUGUUUCGGAUGCAACACAUUUUGUGGCAGAUGGUUUUUUCCGCACAAAGAAUAUGCUAGAGGCAAUAGCACUUGGCAAACUGGUAGUGACAUCAAUGUGGCUUGAAAGUUGUGGAGAAGCAGGCUGUUAUGUUAAUGAUAAGAAGUAUAUUCUGAGGGAUGCCAAAAAGGAAAAGGAGAUAGGUUUCAGCAUGCCUAUAUCACUGGCCUCAGCUUCCAAGCAUCCUCUGCUGUUGGGAAAAAGAGUGUUUGUAACACAAAAUGUGAAGCCCAGUCGACAAGUGCUGACUUGCUUGGUUUCGGCAUCUUCUGGGCAGCCAUUAGAAAGGAUCGGAAGGUCCAUAAAUAAGGAAAGGGAAGCACCAGAUGACCUACUGGUCAUCUCAUGCGAAGAGGACUAUGAAACAUGCGCGGCACUCCUUGAAAAAGGUGUCAAUGUUUAUGAGGCGGAACUUAUACUGAAUGGUAUAGUCACCCAGAAGCUGGAGUAUGACAGACACCGCCUUUUCUCGGACCGUGUCAGGCAGACCCGCUCGACGAGGUGGCUGAAAGAUAAUGCCCGCGGGCAGUUUGUGCCCGUAUCAAGGAGUUGAUCCUGCCAGUGUAAAUGUAGUAUGGUACUGCAGCGGAUGCCUGUUUUAUCCCCAUCCUAGUUCUAGCAGAUGU
This is a messenger RNA of Lolium rigidum, 3566 nucleotides long. RefSeq lists its product as uncharacterized. Bases 29 to 3493 code for a protein of 1154 amino acids. The record is from RefSeq and is a predicted model, not a curated record. The transcript has 9 exons. NCBI's taxonomy places the organism in Eukaryota, Viridiplantae, Streptophyta, Magnoliopsida, Poales, Poaceae.